This is a messenger RNA of Mucor velutinosus, 2397 nucleotides long. RefSeq lists its product as uncharacterized. Gene Ontology annotation, biological process: endonucleolytic cleavage to generate mature 5'-end of SSU-rRNA from (SSU-rRNA, 5.8S rRNA, LSU-rRNA); endonucleolytic cleavage in 5'-ETS of tricistronic rRNA transcript (SSU-rRNA, 5.8S rRNA, LSU-rRNA). The record is from RefSeq and is a predicted model, not a curated record. The transcript has 3 exons. Gene Ontology annotation, molecular function: U3 snoRNA binding; protein binding. Gene Ontology annotation, cellular component: nucleolus; 90S preribosome; small-subunit processome. NCBI's taxonomy places the organism in Eukaryota, Fungi, Mucoromycota, Mucoromycetes, Mucorales, Mucoraceae. The coding region runs from base 1 to 2397 and encodes 798 amino acids.
AUGGCUGAAGAACCACAAAAGCUUUUGCUCAAGACCAGCUUCAAAUCUGUAAAGACCAUCGAAUCCAUUUACACUGGUGGCAAAGUUGUUAUUACCGACGAUGCUAAACAUUUGAUCACUACACUCAAUGAGGAUAUCAUUGUCACUGAACUUGAUACUGGAAAGCAAGUGCACGAAUUGGAAGGCGAUACCGAGAUUGUCACCACAAUGGCAGUGAAGCCUGAUGGAAAGCACUUGGUCAGUGCUAGUCGUAGCUUGUUCCUUCGUAUCUGGGACCUUGCUACAGGUGAAAGCAUCCGUACAUUUAAAGCACACGAAGCGCCUAUCAUUGUUAUGGACAUUGAUCCUACCUCAACAUUGGUAGCCACCGGUUCAGCAGAUGCCAGCAUCAAGGUGUGGGAUAUCGACAAGGGCUAUUGUACUCACAACCUCAAGGGCCAUGGUGGUGUUAUUUCGGCCAUCAAGUUCCACAAUUUCAACGGUAAAUGGUACAUUGCUUCCGGUGCUGAUGAUUGCCAAGUUCGUAUAUGGGAUUUGCAAACUCGCAGUUGCAUUGCAGUGUUACAAAGCCAUGUCAGUGUGAUCCGUGGUCUUGAUUUCUCUGCUGACGGUAAAUUCUUGAUCUCUGGUUCUCGUGAUAAGGUCGUCAAUGUCUGGGAUUGGCAAGCCAAGGAGUUAAGAGCCACGUAUCCUAUCUUUGAAACACUCGAAACUGUUGGCUUUUUGGAAAAGAAUGUCAUAUUAGCUGGCAAGUUUGGCAAAAACUGGCAAGACGCCGAUAUUUUUUACACUGCGGGUGAUUCUGGACUGGUGAAGUUGUGGGAUCUCAAGAGCGGUAAAUUGAUCAAAGCACAGGAACCCGAAAAGAACAGCAAACACACCAUCUCAGAUGUUGUAUAUAUUCAAAAGACACAGACACUAGCAGCCAUCACCAACGAUCAAAACAUACUCAUGUACUCACUGGAACACAAACUAGAACGCACCAAGCAAAUUGUCGGUUACAAUGAUGAAGUGGUUGAUGUAGCUUAUUUGGGCGACAACGAUACACAUUUAGCAGCAGCCACCAACAGUGCACAAUUGAGAGUUUACAAUGUCGAGACACAAGAUUGCGAUUUGCUUUACGGUCAUGACGAUAUGAUUAUCUCCUUGGAUCGAUCAAAAGACGGCACGCUUGUAGUGACAGCAUCAAAGGAUAAAACUGCUCGCCUUUGGAAGAUUGAUUUAAGCAACCCAGAUCAGAAAGAGCGUUUCAAGAGUGCUGGUGUUUGCAUUGGCCAUACAGAAUCAGUUGGCGCUGUCGCCUUGUCGCGAAAGUCAAAUUCCUUUAUGAUUACUGGAAGUCAAGAUAGAACCAUCAAGUAUUGGAAUUUGAGAGAUUUGGAUUUAGACGAUGCCGAUGAGGAGUACCGACCCAAAUCACUUUAUACUCACCAAGCCCACGAAAAGGAUAUCAAUACAAUUUGCGUGGCUCCCAACGACAAAUUCUUUGCGACAGGCUCGCAAGAUAAAACCGCUAAACUCUGGAGUGUCGAUUCUGGUGAAUUAGUGGGUACGAUGAAGGGCCAUAAGCGUGGUGUGUGGUGUGCGCAAUUCUCUCCAGUGGACCAAGUCCUCGCUACAAGUUCAGGUGAUAAAACUGUCAAGAUUUGGAGUUUGAAGGAUUUUACAUGUCUCAAGACCUUUGAAGGCCACACCAACUCUGUUCUCCGAGUCGACUUUUUAACUGCUGGUAUGCAAUUAGUGUCAGCUGGUUCAGACGGUCUUGUCAAGGUGUGGACAAUCAAGACAAAUGAAUGCGCUUCUACACUUGAUAACCAUACGCAGAAGGUUUGGGCAUUGGCUGUGCGCAAGGAUGAGAAAUACAUUGUUUCCGCUGGCGCUGAUUCCGUUGUGAACUUUUGGGAGGAUGUCACUUUGCAAGAACAAGAAGACGAAUUGAAGGAGAAGGAAGAGCUUUUAAUCAAGGAACAGGAAUUACAAAACUUUAUGCGUAAGAAGGACUAUUUGAACGCCAUCUUACUAGCAUUAUCGUUGGAACAGCCCUUCCGUUUAUUGGGAUUAUUCAGAGAAGUCUUUGAAGCUAGACCUGAAGGGGAUACAAGCAUUACUGGAUCAGAAAAUGUGGACAAAAUUCUCGCUGAAUUAUCCAUUGAGAAUCUGGAAAAGCUGUUGGGAUAUAUUAGAGAUUGGAAUACCAAUGCUAAACAUUCAGAUAUUGCACAAACCGUUCUUCAUGCUAUCCUUGCCUCUCACACAUCAGAAGAACUAGUGGAUAUUCCUACAGCCAAGGAGAUCAUUGAUGGCUUAUUACCUUACACAGAUCGUCAUUACCAAAGAAUCGAUGAUCUUAUUACACAAUCUUUUAUUAUUGAUUACACUCUUCAAGCACAAAAAUAG